CCUCGCCGCCCGACCGCGCCGGCUCCCAGCGCCCGGGCGAGAAUGGGUACUGGAAGGAAGACUGAGACCAAGAAUGUCGCAACGCCAAAACAAGAUCAAAGCAAUACACGGCGGUAUGGUGACCAAUCUUUUCCAGCACGUAAUCUCGGGGAAGAUGAGCUAGGAGGAGUUAUUUUUGGCUGCACACACCAAACGAUCAAUGAAUGCCUCUCUAAACAGCUAUUUGGUUUGCCUUCAGUUCAUUUCUCCUAUGUGAAGAAUAUUAAGCCCGGAAUGCCUCUGUUUCUGUUCAAUUAUAGUGACAGAAAAAUGCAUGGCAUUUUCGAGGCUGCAACUCCUGGCCAGAUUGCCAUUGACCAAUUUGCUUGGAGUCGUGAUGGUAGAACAAAGACACAAUAUCCUGCACAGGUUCGUGUCUCCACCAAAACUCAGUGCUUACCACUUCCAGAGACCAAGUACAAAAGUGUGAUUAGUGGCAAUUAUUAUAACUUUCGCCACAUCUACUUUGAGCUAGACAAUGCACAAACAAGAGACCUAGUUUCUUUGUUUGUACCUGCUCAUGCCCAUGCUAUUCCAAGAGCCCAGAACCUUUCUGGGUUUCCUGCUUCUGUUCACGCUGUUCGAAAAGAAAUCGAUUCUGGUCUGAAGGAUGGCAAUCAGUUUGGUGUUUCGUCACAUUCAAAUGAUAUGGUUCCUUACAAAUCGGUCGAUCGAAAUGCCAACUAUGGUAUUUCUAGCGCAAGUAGAACAUCAGAGAGUAACUUUAGUGAGAAGGCUUCUGAGCGGGAUGGUUUGAAUGACAGUGUGACUGAGAAAGAAAUAGAAUCUGUGAAUGAUGACCAUCCACGUAUCAAUCCAUUUCAUGAUGAACAACAUGGCACAAUGGCUGUUUUGCAAAAGUUGCAAGAAUUGUCUUGUUUACGACAGACUCUUACCAAAGAUUCAUCUAAUGCCACCUUGGAGGGUGAUGCAAUUGUGAAAGACAACACAUCCCUUGAGCAACGUUGUGAAAAUGAUGAGCUGCUUCAAAUUAUCAAUGAAUUAGCCAAGAAGACUGAAGCAAUUUGGGAAAAGCAGACUGAAUCAGAUCAAGAAAGGCUUGUAUUGAGGGAAACUGUAAAGAUCAUGGAAACAAAAAUUCAGCAACUGCAAUACCAAUAUGAGAAAUUACAAUUGGAGUAUUCAGCGGCACUCCUUGGUGAAAAACGCAAUAAUGUUGAAGGGCCAUCAAUAUUCCUAAUAGGUGGUCAUAAUGGCUAUACCUGCUUGCCAUCCCUUGAUUCAUUUUAUCCUACAAUAGACAGACUAGUGCCGCUAAGGCCUAUGAGCUCAGCCCGUGCAUAUGCUGCUGUUGCUGCAUUUAAUGAGCAUCUCUUCGUUUUUGGUGGUGGUGAUGGCGAUUCGUGGUACAACACAGUGGAAAGCUACAACAGGGUGAGCAAUGUGUGGAUAACAUGCCCAUGCUUGAAACAGAACAAAGGAGGUCUUGCUGGAGCUACGUUGAAUGGUAAAAUAUUUGCUAUUGGUGGGGGGAAUGGGUCUCAAUCUUUUUCAGAAGUUGAGAUGUUUGAUCCAGCGCAUGGGAGUUGGAUACACAGCCCGUCUCUGCAGCAAAGUCGAUUUACUACUACGGCAACUGAGUUAAAUGGUGUCCUCUAUGUAGCUGGUGGUUAUGAUUUCAACAAGGACUCAUAUUUACAAUCAUUGGAAAGGUAUGAUCCAAGGGAGGGUUUCUGGACCCAGCUUACAAGCAUGAAAACAAAAAGAGCGUGCCACUCUGUUGCUGUCUUGGGAGAAACCCUAUAUGCUCUGGGAGGGUAUGAUGGAAACCAGAUGGUUUCCACUGUAGAGAUCUUUGACCCUCGUGCGAAUUCGUGGAGGAUCAGCAGCCCGUUCAGCGUCCCACGAGGAUAUGGGUGUGCGGUGACAGUGAACGAUAAUGUUUACCUCAUUGGUGGGACCAGUGCUGAUGCAGAAAGUGUUGAAACUGUUGAAGUUUACAACGAGAGGCAAGGCUGGUCAGUCCCUGGUUACAAGGCGAUAGGGCAGAGGAGGUUUGCCUCCGCUAUUGCCUUUUGACAGGGCUGCAGACCCACAUUUUUUGCGGGAGCUAUAUGGACCCGCCCUUCGGUUGGCCGCGGGUUCUGUACAGUGUGACAUGCCAGUCUCAAACCCUCUUCUUGAAACAGCCUCUAGGGAUAUGAGAAUUUUUUGACCCCCUUGUCAGUGCCCAUCAGUCUGGUGCUUCUCUGACUCACCAUAGACUAGAUUUCACAGUAACACAAGGUCUUAACACCAGUAGUCCACCUGCUAGUCGUUCGGGCGUUGUAGUUCAUUGUUGAUUCUCUUGUUGAGGCAAAAAAUACACCGUGGCACUUUGAUGGAACCUGGACAUGACGAAUUGAGCUGUUCACGGUUCAUGAGUGGCAGACUCCAAAACUAACGAAUCGGGCUGGUUAUGAAAGCUGAAGGAACAUGUGUUUUUUACUGUA
Molecule: messenger RNA, 2492 nt
Organism: Lolium rigidum
Lineage: Eukaryota; Viridiplantae; Streptophyta; Magnoliopsida; Poales; Poaceae
Product: kelch-like protein 22
Exons: 11
Coding region: 43-2079 (678 amino acids)
Biological process (GO): response to endoplasmic reticulum stress
Molecular function (GO): protein binding
Source: RefSeq, a predicted model, not a curated record